Molecule: messenger RNA, 2468 nt
Organism: Drosophila obscura
Lineage: Eukaryota; Metazoa; Arthropoda; Insecta; Diptera; Drosophilidae
Product: gamma-tubulin complex component 2 homolog
Exons: 1
Coding region: 13-2418 (801 amino acids)
Biological process (GO): meiotic cell cycle; spindle assembly; cytoplasmic microtubule organization
Cellular component (GO): centrosome; gamma-tubulin small complex; spindle pole
Molecular function (GO): microtubule minus-end binding; gamma-tubulin binding
Source: RefSeq, a predicted model, not a curated record
AUACGAAGCUACAUGUUCUGUCAAUAUAUUUCUUGUCAAUUUGACACUUUGGUUUCUAUUUGUACUACAUUCCGCAUUGUCGAAACGCGUAAAAUUAUGUCUGAAAAGAAGGGCAACAGCAGUGACGGAUCUGAAACGGCUACAGAUCCUGGUCCAUUGCUCUCCACAAAGGAAAUAUUGGCAAGAUGCAGACAGCUGCUGGCGAUUAAGGAGCAGCAGGCAAGCACCGAAUUGAAGGAGAUCAAAGAGCGUUUGUUGAUGGCCAUUUCGAACCCAUCGCUGACCCACUUUCAUUCGCUGGCAAGCUUCGAAGAUAGCUCCAUUGCCUCACGCUCACGCUCCGGCAGCAGCUCGAGCCGUUUGUCUUUGACAUCGACAUCGACAUCGACAAACUCGCCGGACUAUCGCACACACAUGCUCUGGGACUACGAAAAGGUGCCACAAGAUGGUGGCAAGGUGCAGCCGCAGCUGGGGGCUCUGCCAGCGGAUAUACAGCAGAGAUACAUACUGAAAGAUGUGCUCCACUGUCUGGUGGGUAUGCGAGGCACCUACAUACUGCCCCAGUCGCCAGAUACGAACAGUUUGGGCAAUGGCGAUGGUGAGACUUCGUUUACCAUCAACUGCCAGCUGGACAGAAGCAUGAGGGAGGUGGUGCAGAACAUCCUGCCCCUGGCCACGUACUUCAUGGGCAUACAGAGGAUGAUGGCGGCCAGCGAUGGCCACGGCCAAGUGCUCAACGCUCUGAAUUACGCUCUGCAGGAUCUGACCAGAGAUUUCUACAAGCUGAUCUCGCAGGCGGACGAGGAGUUGCAGCGGCAGCAGAUGACCGUGCUGCUGCUUCAGUACUACCUGCAGCCAACAAUGUGGGUGAUGGAGGAGAUCUGGAAGGUGCUGCGUGAUAUCCAACUGGGCAAGUGCCGGGGCGCCGCUGUGCUGGACCUGCUAUACGGCCGUAUAGGGCUGCUGGAGGGCAACGAAGCGGCCCAGCAGCUGAUGACCAAGCUGACGAAUGCCGCAGCCGUGCCGUAUAUGCGCAAGCUGCAGCUGUGGAUCCACACGGGCCAGCUGGUGGACCACACCAAGGAGUUCCUGGUGCAGGACAACGGUGCAGGACGCCAGUACACGGAGACCGGUCGCUACGCGGACGACUAUUGGGAGAAACGCUACACCGUGCGCCCCAGUCGGGUGCCCACAUUCCUGACGCGGUACACGGACAAGAUUCUGAACACCGGCAAAUACCUGAACGUGAUCCGGCAGUGCGGCAAGGCGACGCUGCCCAUCCAACAGAUGAAUCUGGAGGAGCAACUGGCACCGACCAGCGGCGGGCGGAUCGAGAAGGUGAUCAACGAGGCCUACCACUUUGCAGCCGGCAUGCUCCUGGACGUGCUGCUGAAGGGGCACGACCUGAUGGGGCAUCUGCAGUCCGUAAAGAACUAUCUGCUGCUGGGCCAGGGCGACUUCAUUACACAGUUCAUGGACGCCUGCGAGACCGAGUUGUCCAAGCCGGUGGAUGACGUGCAGCCCAUGAUCCUGGAGAAUCUGCUCGGCCUCACCCUGCGGUUCUCCUUGGCCCGUCAGGAUCCCUACAGCGACUAUGUGCACUGCGACCUGCUCACCUAUGACCUGGUCACGCAGCUGUCGAAGAUCAUGGGCCGUCAGGAGGAGGAGGAGUACGGCCAGUCGCAGACGCGCCGCGAGGAUCUCAGCGGCAUCGAGUGCUUCUCCUUCUCCUACGAGACCAAGUGGCCCUGUUCGAUUGUGAUCAACCAACUGGCCAUCUCCAAGUACCAGAUGCUCUUCCGGCAGCUCUUCUUCUGCAAGCACGCCGAGCGACAGAUGUGCAAGAUCUGGAAGCUGAACGACAUGCCAAAGGAUCGGCCGUGGCGCGAGUACGCGGAGCUGCACCGAUCGCUGUGCACCCUGCGGCAGCGUAUGAUGAACGCCAUACAGAACAUCGAGUACUACAUGAUAUACGAGGUAAUUGUGCCCAAUUGGCAUCUCUUCAACGAGCGCUUGAAGACGGUGAAGAACGUGGAGCUGGUGCUCAAGCACCAUCAGGACUUUCUCGAUGGCUGCCUCAAGAGCUGCGUCAUGACCGAAUCCUCGCACCUGAGUCGCGCCAUCUUCAAGCUGUGCAAGAUCUGCAUCGAUUUCUGUGACUACAUCCAGCUGGAGAGCUUGUUGCAGCCAUCGGAGAGUUUUGCGGAGCGUGUGAACUACUUUGAUUGGGAAUUCCAGGAUCUGCUGGUAUCGUUCCUGCAUCAAAUCAAAACAUCGGCCUGGAAGAACCGCAAUAGCUUUAUAAAUCUGGUGCAUCGCAUUAACUUCAAUGGCUUCUACACCGAUCAAAUGGAGAAGCUCAGAAAGCAGCAAGCCACAGAGCAAGACCAAGUCCAAAAUCAAGACCAGAUUAAUUAAAUAAUUUAAUUCCGACUGCUGUUCUUUCUCUGAUUGAUACAAAUGCAAAU